Messenger RNA from Neoarius graeffei (lesser salmon catfish), 2387 nucleotides. It is a transcript of the gene ferry3, whose product is annotated as chromosome 8 C12orf4 homolog. Gene Ontology annotation, cellular component: cytoplasm. The coding region runs from base 93 to 1751 and encodes 552 amino acids. Gene Ontology annotation, biological process: regulation of mast cell degranulation. The transcript is spliced from 14 exons. The record is from RefSeq and is a predicted model, not a curated record. NCBI's taxonomy places the organism in Eukaryota, Metazoa, Chordata, Actinopteri, Siluriformes, Ariidae.
GGAUGUGCAGGAUGUUUUAAGGUGGAAUGGAAACUCCGAAUAAAAGAGCUGGAGAGAAAGAAGCCAAGUUGAGCCUCGUCUAACAGUGAAAGAUGAGGAAAACUAAAGGGAAAGCGAGCUCUACAGAGAAAGAAUUUGUGUUCGAGUUCAAAGCAGGGAGAAAUCACUGUGUCCUCAAAGUGCCUCUGCAGUUUCCUGUUCAAGAAAAUGUCAGUGAUCUGCACGGAAGACUCCUGCUGCUCCACAAAAUCCCAUGCUUUGUAGAAAAGGACUUAAAGAACAAACUUCUUGCAUUCGUUGAAAGAGAAACGUUAGAAGAUUAUGAUCGGGAAGCUGAAGCAGCCCUACAGAGGAUCACUAACGGAGAAGUUGAUAUUAAUAAAAUGAGCAACCUCUGGGCCAAAGCCUACACCGAGACAACUCUAGAACACGCUCGACCCGAGGAGCCCAGCUGGGACGAGGACUUUGCAGACGUGUAUCAUGAACUGAUCCAUUCUUCGGCCUCAGAAACCUUGCUCAACUUGGAACACAACUACUACGUCAGCGUGUCCGAGCUCAUCAGUGAGCGAGACAUGGAGCUCAAGAAGCUCCAGGAAAGGCAGGCAGUGGAAAUGGACAAAGUCAUGCAGGAGCUGGGAAAGACCUUGAGCGAUCAGGACGUUAAUACAGUAGCAGCGCAGCACUUUGAGGCUCAGCAGGUUCUGGAGAACAAGUGGGCCAGUGAGCUGAAGCAGGUCACUGGGAUUCAGAAGCAAGAGUACCAGGAGUGGGUGGUUAAACUACACCAGGACCUUCGCAACCCGAACAACAGCACCAUCACGCAAGAGAUUAAGGUACAGCCUGGGCAGCUGAGCGAGGCCGGCGACUUGGGGGCCAGAGUGUUCGAGGAGCAUCGGCAGCUGGAGGAGAGCUUCACCAUUCAUUUAGGGGCUCAGCUGAAGACGAUGCACAACCUGCGGCUGGUGCGGGCCAACGUGCUGGACUUCUGCAAGCACAGACGCCAUGGCAGCGGAGGCAGCGUCAAGCUGCGUCGGCUACAGACGGCGUUCUCAUUGUACUCGUCCUCUCUCUGCGGGCUCGUCCUGCUCGUGGAUAACCGAGUGAACUCCUACAGCGGCAUCAAGAGAGAUUUUGCCACCGUGUCUCAGGAGUGCACAGAUUUCCAUUUCCCGCGACUUUCCGAGCAGCUGGAGGUGAUCCAGCAGGUGGUGCUGUACGCACGGGCGCAGCGCAGCAGCAAGCAGAGGGAACAGCCGGAGAUGCCAAGAAACGGGAACAACGAUGAAAAAAACAAGAACAUCGAGCGAAAUCCUUCAAACAUCCUUCCUGGCGAAUUCUAUAUCACUCGUCAUUCCAACCUGUCCGAGGUUCACAUAAUGUUUCAUCUGUGCGUGGAUGAUAACGUGCGCUCGGCAAACCUCACGGCUCGAGACCCGGCCAUCAUGGGCCUCCGCAACAUCCUGAAAGUUUGCUGCACGCACGACAUCACCACCAUCACCAUCCCGCUGCUGCUCGUGCACGAUAUGUCCGAGGAGAUGACCAUUCCCUGGUGUUUGAAGCGAGCUGAGUUGGUGUUUAAAUGUGUGAAAGGUUUCAUGAUGGAAAUGGCAUCAUGGGACGGAGGCAUCUCCCGGACUGUUCAGUUCCUCGUCCCUCAGAGUAUCUCCGAGGAAAUGUUCUACCAGCUCAGCAAUAUGCUGCCUCAAAUCUUCCGAGUCUCCUCCACUCUCACGCUCACGUCCAAACGCUGACCGAACCACACGUACGCAAAGGGCCAAGAAGGAACUCCUGGGGUGCUUCAUAGCCACACGUUUACAGUACCUUAAAAAGACAACAUUUGAAAAGAUCUCCUUGUCCGAGGCUCUGCAAGAUGGAAUUUGAGGCUGAAACGUGAUCAUACUGUAUGUGACGGAUUUGUAAUAAUGGAUUUCAUGACCAUGGCACUUCUUUUUUUUUUUUUUUUCUUUUUUUUUUCCCUCAUCCAUUUGCUCCAGCAUAUUUUAAGCUGUAUUAUAUCUGUCAUCUUAUUACAGUGUAUUAAAGAGCGAGAUCCAAACCACAACUGUGAUUCUUGAGGUCUCUCUCUCUCUCUCUCUCUCUCUCUCUCUCAGCUGUGUCGACUCUAAACAACUGGCAUGUGUUAGCAAACUCGGGGAUUACCUCCGGAUUCAGCGGUGACACGUCCAAGUGUUUAGACGUGGGGUGGAAAAUGGGGCAGUGGGAUUCAGGGACCCCUGGGGGUUCAUGAAGUAGAGCUAGUUAUCAGCCUGUUGAAAAAUCUUAAAUUCCACAGACCCUUGCAUUAAUUUAUUUGAGAACCUCAGUGACACCACAGAAAUGCAUAUGACAUUCCACUUGAAUAAAGCAAUAAGGCACUAGACGGCUUG